GCACAUACCAUUUAAUCUAAGACAGUUAUUUCAGGCUUUUGUCUCUCUUUCUAUUAAAAGUAUUUUCCGGGCUUUAAUAGCCUAUAAGCUGCCUGAUUUUUGGGGAUGCCGCUUGGGCCGUCCGGUUCUCCAUCUCCCCGUGUCCUCCACCUCUAGAGGUGCGCGAGCCUGGACCGGAGGAGGAGAGCGACGGGGCGGGGGGCGCGAGGCGGAGCGGCGCUCUGCAGUACAGUCUCCUCCGAGCAUCACUCCGCAUUCAGCGCUCCUUGAUGCUCUCACGUCCGACGCCAACGACUGUGGUAUCGAUAUGACGAGAGUAGGAAACGUGACGACCAUGGCGAUCAUCUAGCCGUAGCGUGUGGGAUUAUUGCGUUGUCAUUCGUUCUUCUGAAGGAGCUCUUUGUUUUAAGCCUCGGAGCCCCCCAGUAACGAGAAUUUUUUAAUGGAAAAAUGGCGACAGGCAAACAGUCUUCUAGCUUGGUCGUCUGCCUGGUCUCCAUCCAGAUGAUCUUCUUGAUUCUGCUGGCGUCCCGGCCUGGAUCCGAGGCGCUCACCUUCCCUCAGCAAUACACGAUCAUGCACUGGGGAAGGAGGAUUGAGCAGGAGAUUGACAGAGUGUUCCAGCACAUCACUGGAGCCCAGCAGCUGAAAGGGAUAUAUAAUGAAAAGAGACGACAAUUUAGCUUGGUGAAGAAUCAACCCCGCGAGAUUGUAGAGAAGGUGGCGUCUGACAUAGAAAAGCUUCUGGCUAAGAAGCGCAAAGCUCUGGAUCGGUUAGCUAGCGAGGCCGAGCGCCUCCAGAGAGAACAUCUCUGGCAGGAUGGUAUCAAGGAGUUGGACAUGGCUUAUUAUGAUUCAAAGGCAGAGCUGGACUACUACUCAAUGGAUGGCGAUGGGGACAUGGAAAACCCGUCCCAUAUCAAGCUGGAAUUUGUCUACGAUCCAAACUUCAAAAACAACGUCAACUACUCCUACACUGCAGUUCAGAUCCCUACAGACAUCUACAAAGGAGCCCCUGUCAUCCUGAACGAGCUGAACUGGACGCAGGCCCUGGAGAAGGUGUUCAUGGAGAACAGCCGGGAGGACCCCUCGCUGCUCUGGCAGGCCUUUGGCAGCGCUACGGGGGUCACCCGCUACUACCCCGCCACACCCUGGAGAGCUCCUGAUAAGAUCGACCUCUACGAUGUCAGGCGCCGGCCCUGGUACAUUCAGGGGGCAUCAUCACCAAAAGACAUGGUUAUUCUGGUCGAUGUGAGCGGAAGUGUGAGCGGCCUGACUCUGAAGCUCAUCAAGGCCUCGGUGAUGGAGAUGCUAGACACGCUGUCUGACGACGACUACGUCAACGUGGCAAGGUUCAACGAGAAGGCAGAGGCUGUGGUCCCCUGCUUCAAACAUCUGGUCCAGGCCAACAUACGCAACAAGAAGAUCUUCAAGGAUGCGGUGCAGCAAAUGCAAGCCAAAGGCACGACUGAUUACAAGUCAGGCUUUCAUUUUGCCUUCAACCAGCUGUUGAAUAAGACAAACGUCCCUCGAGCAAACUGCAAUAAAAUCAUAAUGUUAUUUACGGACGGCGGGGAGGACAGAGCGCAGGAUAUCUUCGUGCAGUACAACUGGCCUAAUAAAACCGUUAGAGUAUUUACCUUCUCUGUCGGUCAACACAACUAUGAUGUCACGCCCCUGCAGUGGAUAGCAUGCACAAAUAAAGGUUACUAUUUUGAGAUCCGCUCCAUCUGCGCCAUAAGGAUUAACACCCAGGAGUACCUGGACGUGCUGGGUCGCCCCAUGGUGCUAGCCGGGGGUAUCGCCAAGCAGGUGCAGUGGACCAACGUCUACCAGGACGCCCUGGGUCUCGGCAUGGUGGUGACCGGUACUCUGCCUGUCUUCAAUCUCACUAUGGAUGGAAACUCACAGAACCAGUUAAUCCUUGGGGUCAUGGGAGUCGAUGUACAUCUUGAUGAGAUCAAGAGACUUACUCCACGAUAUAAUCUUGGUGCCAAUGGAUACAUAUUUGCCAUUGAUCCAAAUGGAUAUCUUCUACUACACCCUAAUCUUCAGCCAAAGCUCGAUGACCUCCCAGAGCCGGUGACUCUGGACUUCCUCGACGCAGAGGUGGAAGACCCCAACAAAGAGGAGAUACGUAGACAGAUGAUUGACGGCAGGCCGGGGGAAAUGCAGAUUAAAACGCUUGUGAAGUCGAUUGAUGAGCAAUACAUUGAUGAUGCUUACAGGGGGUACACCUGGACACCCAUAAACGGCACAGACUACAGCCUGGGCCUGGUAUUACCCCCCUACAAUGAGUACUACAUCCAGGCAGACCUGAGUGACGUGAUGCUCCAGCUCCAGUAUCUGCAGUCUUUGUUGCCCAGCUCAUUUGAAUCAUCAGGACAUGUGUUUCUGGCUCCAAGGGAAUACUGCAAGCGUCUUCAACUUUCCGACAACAAUACACAGUUCCUGGAGAACUUUCUCUCUCUCAUGAUGGACAUCACACUAGAAUCUGAGGACUGUGACCAAGGCAUCAUCCACAACCUCAUUCUGGAUUCUGGCAUCAUUGGACAGCUGGCCUCCAGAGUGUGGAAGAACAAAGAUAUACAUUCGUAUGGCUUCCUGGCGGUAUUUGCCUCCACAGAUGGUGGCGUGACCAGGGUGUUCCCCAACAUGGCUGCUGAGUCCUGGCAGGAGGAUCCAGAGCCCUUCAACUCCAACUACUACAGACGCAGCCUGGACAACAAGGGCUACAUGUUCAGAGCUCCUCAGAGAUCCUUCAUGGAUGACAUCGGGGCAGAGAAUGGCACCAUCGGAAUCCUACUCAGCUCUGCUGUGGAGGUCAAUCUAGGUGGCAAGCUUCUCAAACCUGCAGUGGUCGGGGUGAAACUCGACCUGGAAGCUUGGGUGGACAAGUUCAAGAUCCUGGCCAGCAAUGUGUCGGAGAGCCGCCAGGGGUCACAAAAGUGCGGGCCUUCCAGAAGCUGUGAGAUGGACUGCGAAGUGAACACGGACGACCUGCUCUGUUAUCUGAUCGAUGAUGGGGGAUUCCUUGUCAUGUCCAAUCAGAGGGACCACUGGAAGAAGGUGGGCCUUUUCUUCGGAGACGUCGACCCCUACCUGAUGCACGCGCUCUACAACAACUCCAUCUACGCCCGCGUGCAGUCCUUCCAGUUCCAGUCGGCCUGUGAGCCAAUCAGCAGCAGCCACACGGGUGCUGCUGCAAGAGGCAUCUUUGUGCCCUCCAUUGCGGACAUGCUGAGUUUAGCAUGGUGGUCUUCAGCCGUGGCCUGGUCUGUGCUCCAGCAGUUGCUGUAUGGAUUGACCUACAACAGCUGGUUCCUCACAGACGACUCUGUGGUGGAGGGCUUCGAGACUAAGGACAGUAGCUGUGUGACCAUCCAAAGCCAGUUCUAUUUCACUAACACCACCAACUCCUACAACAUCCUGCAGGACUGUGGGAACUGCUCCAGGCUGUUCCACGCCAAGAGGAUAGAGAACACCAACCUGCUUUUUGUGGUGGCAGAGACGCUGCCCUGCAGCUCCUGUGAGAUCGAGAGGCUGACCCAGGUCCAGACGGAGUUCCGCGAGGAGAACCCAUGUGAAGUCCUGAGAGACGCCAGGUAUCGCAAAGGUCCACCGAGCUGCUUCGACUACAGUGCCUGGGAGAACACGUCUGAGUGUGGUCACGGUCUCUCCCUGCAGUCUUCUCUCGGAAUCAUUCUCCUCCUUCAGUUUACUCAGAAAAGUAUCAUUGAUUUCUUCUGAUUUGUUUGAUUACUUCGGAUACUAUUGAUUUCUUCAGAUUUGAUCCUGAGGUCUGUUGUCCUCGAGAACUUUGACCAAUUCCCGUCUGCGUCAUGUUUACCUGUUUUUACUCCAGCUCUGCUAGAAUCUUACAGGGUCAUACUGUGUAUGACGCCGAACCAAGCCACGCCUCAGCUCUGUUUCCAAUGAACACCAAGAUACAUUCCUCUGAUGAAUGGAUUUCACAUUUAUCAGAAUGGUUUUAGUCCAUGUCUUUUAAUUGCUUCCACUUAUAUUUGGUAUCUUCUAGAAGUGCUUCCAUGUGUUAAAUAAGCAGGCUUUAAGGAAUGAUGUGAAUGAGAGCGAAAUAUAAAGAUAUUGUGCUCAUUAUUUUUGUGACAUGCAGAUCUACAUGUUGAAUUGAUUGCCUAAAACAAUAUGAUACAAAACUUUGCAUGUAGUCGCUUUUAAACAGUGCAAUAACGCUAUUCUUAUCCAGAUGUUUUAAUUGUUGUGAUACCUUGGUGAACAUCAAUUAAUGAUUUAUUUAUUAAUUUACAGUGUUAUUAAUUUGAUAGGAAAAAAAAAGAUCAGCCCAUAUAUAUGUGGCCAGAUUUUCUCUAAUUGUAUUCCAUAACCCUAACCCUAUACCUUCCCUAACCAUGUACAUGUAUACAAUAGCCCUAACAUGUAUACCCUAAACAUGUAUACCCUCACCCUAACAUGUAUACCCUUACCCUGACAGGUAUACCAUAACCCUGACAUGUAUACCCUAAACAUGUAUACCCUAUACCUUGCCUAACUCUGUACAUGUGUACCGUAACAUCGUACAUGUAUACCCUAACCCCGUACAUGUAUACCCCAUCACUAAACAUCUAUACCCUAACCCUAUACAUGUAUACCCUAAACCUCACACUAUUCCUAUACAUGUAGCCCUAACCUUAUACAUGUAUACCCUAACUCUAUACAUGUAAACCCUAACCCUAUACAUGUAUACCCUAACUCUAUACAUGUAAACCCUAACCCUAUACAUGUAUACCCUAACUCUAUACAUGUAAACCCUAACCCUAUACAUGUAUACCCUAACUCUAUACAUGUAAACCCUAACCCUAUACAUGUAUACCCUAACUCUAUACAUGUAAACCCUAACCCUAUACAUGUAUACCCUAACUCUAUACAUGUAAACCCUAACCCUAUACAUGUAUACCCUAACUUUAUACAUGUAAUCUGAUGAGCUGCAUAUUGAUGGUACCGCUUUAGUCUCUUGUAUCUUGACACUAUUUGUCAAAAUGGAAGUUAUGCCCUUGUACGCUUUUUUAUUUGGAAUGUAGCUUAUGACCAGCUUUUGGUGUCAUCUUGUGAUAUAUCUUGACUCUUUUGUGAUAUUAUAGCUAUUGCACAGGGAUAGAACAUCUAUCUACAUGCAUACAUUUUAAUGUACAUACAUUAACAAUGACCAUUGUUAUGUACAUUUGAAUGAGUUCAGUCAAACCUCAUUGGCUAGUGUACAUUUUUUUAGUUGAUUAAUAUGAAAUUUCCCUAUAAUAAUUAAGAAACAGCAAAUAAAAAGCGAUAACAAACAACUACAGAGCAACAUAAGUUUAGACACAAAUAGACACAGAACUUUGUCACCACCUUUGACAGGCAGUGUUAUCCCAGAUGUGGUAACUGAUAGCACCAGAAGACCACUAACAAAGCCUCAUAAUCCGAACUGGCUCAUUUAGAUGUAUGUGUGGUAAACAGUGAAACUUUUAUUUUUAUAUUUUUUUGCAUUCAUUUUUAAUCACAGUUUCGUCUUUUUGUUUUACAAUUUGCAGAACUAUAAUGUUGAGUUUUUUCGUCAGCCUGGUGUUUCACCCAGUAGUGCCUUCGUUGCACAACUAUCAAAUGGCAUCCACUCUCUGAUGUGGGAUGUGGUCAGUAACCCUGCAUGGGGCUGUACCACGGCCGGGGCCUCUACCAGGAGCCGUUACCCAGGGCUCUGCACCCUGGCGGGGUAUGCACAAUGCCAUGGUAUGUACCAGGCCGUGGUACAGCGCAUAUGGCUUCCCACAUUACAGAGGAAUAAGAGGAAACUUGUACAGGAGUACAUUUACAACAAGUAAAACAUUUAGAAAAUGGCAGCGUUGGAAUAACCGUUCAUAACUGCUCUCUCCUCUCUUUAACAUGCUUCCGUCUUCUCUUUUGAUAAAACAAAGUCGAAAAUGUCUUCAGACUUUUUUGGAGCUAGAGAACCUGUCUUUUCUCUGUACACUGGUUCAGCCAUGACUCAAAGCACACACACUGUCCCCCUUCGUACGUUUGUAAUUCAUCCCACUGCCACACACACUUGUAUAUUCUUAUUUUGUUGAAGCCUGUUAGAAAAGUGUAUUUCCCAUACAAUGGACUGGAUUGAGUGAAUGUUUAUGUAGCUGCUGAACUCAAGCAUGAAGGGAUGUGAGAUCUGCUUUCUGAGCAGUCUUUAAAGCACAAUGCUAUUUGGAGUCUGUGAAGCAUUGUUUAAAAAAUGAAGCAUCUCAUGUCAUUGCAGGCUUUACUUGACGUGAUAAUGCAUUUACAGAACAUCACAGUACAUUGUAUUAAGGAAUUUUGUGAAAUUCCAUAGCCUACAAUGUAUUGAUAUUGUUGAGGUCAGUGUUGUAUUUUGCUUUGUAGUACUUUACCUGCAUGAUACCUUGGGAACUUUAAAGAUUUAUGUAUCAUUUGACAGCUAUUUUAAAUGUCACAUUUAGCUCUUUAGUAUUGCAGAGACAUCGAGUCAUGCCCAUUAAGGAUAUUUUGAUUGAUGUUAGGAUUUAGAGGGAUGUACUGUAACAAAAGAGUAACUUUGAAAGUUUGACUUCAGUGAAGCCCGAUUUACAGUAUUUAUAAAGCUUUUUAGCUUUGUUCAGCAAGUAAAAGCACAUAAUGGUGGUCUAGAAUUGAGAGCAACCUACUGCCGAACAACUCGUUUAUUUAGAAUAGGACUUCCCUCCAGGUGGCACAACAUUGAAUAUGAUUAAUGGCUAUUAUGCUGAUUAUUAUUGGUAUUAUGAUUAUAUAUGUAUUUAUUUUUUCCAAUUCCAAGGCUUGAAAUGUGAAGGGUAAUUGUCAGAAGUUUGAAGAAGAGCACGAUGAAAAUCGAUGACCUUUGUUGUCAAGUAUUCAGUUGGUGUCUCCUUUGAAUUAGUAUAGGUGUAUACUAAUUGAAAAGAAUAUAUGAACUAUUUUAUGAUUGGAAUGUUUAUAAAGUUUGCUGGUGUCACUGAGCAGUUUAAAUUAAAACUGAUCAUGCCAUUCAAUUUACUAGGAAAGUUUGUUUUACUGUAACAUUGCUUUUGACAAUAUCGUAGGAACUUACUCUAUUUGUGCCAGUUUCUAACGUCAACUCAUUUUGUACAAACUAUACAAAGCAGCCUGCGGCAAGCUUUGUUACGUUUUGUCAGCCAACCGUUAACUGUUUUUAUCGGGUAUUGGUGAAUAAAUGCAAUAUUUUUCACUUCA
Molecule: messenger RNA, 7212 nt
Organism: Gadus morhua (Atlantic cod)
Lineage: Eukaryota; Metazoa; Chordata; Actinopteri; Gadiformes; Gadidae
Gene: cacna2d2b
Product: calcium channel, voltage-dependent, alpha 2/delta subunit 2b
Exons: 38
Coding region: 451-3750 (1099 amino acids)
Cellular component (GO): voltage-gated calcium channel complex
Molecular function (GO): voltage-gated calcium channel activity
Source: RefSeq, a predicted model, not a curated record